GUGUCGCGAUGGCGAUAGGCCGAUGGGCGGCAGCGGGGCUGGGCAUGCUGGCGAUGGCGAUGCUGCUGACGUCCACGAAGAAAAUUGUUCUCGAGCAAGAGAUCGGCGAGUAUGGGACAGGCUUGAACAACCAGCAAAGUUUGAAUGCAGACAACCUCUAUGAGAACACGUUUCAAGAUGAUCCAGGGCACAUUUCAAGGGCUGAGAUCAGGUUCAACGCUGCUCUCAAGGCUGCAGGUGGCGAAGGUGGACAGCCUCUUGCUCAGGCGAGAGCUCCGCUUGCUGCUGCUCCCUCCUCGGGCUCUGGCUGGGCUGCUUAUCCGGUGUUGAGCAGGAAGCGCAAGGCGCAGGGAGUCACAGUCAACAUAGUGGAGGGGAAGAGGGGAAGGGAGGAACAUCGCCAUGGCAUGUCCGCGUCUGAGGCGCGGGGUGACCUCGAGAGCUAUUUCUCUUCCCUCGGCAACCAACUGAAGGCGCAGGAGAGGAAACAUGCCCAGCAGAUCUUGAACUCGCUCUCCUCAUCUUCUUCUUCAACCUCCUCCUCCUCCUCCUCAGAUGCUUCCAGAGAGCAAGGGUCUGGUGGGGUUCCCAGACAGGAGAGAACGGAUCAGAAACUCUCGGCGCUCAUGAAGUUGGUGGAGAAAGCGGCUCACUCGCAGAAAUUUCAGCGGGCGCUGGUCGGUGCGUCCAAGGGAAAGUUCAGACAAUCCCUUGUGGGUGAUUUCGAGUGAAGGGCAUGGUUUGCCGCCUUUAAGCGUUAGUUUUUGGUGAGGAGAGGAAGGGAUCAGGGAUGUGUUUGUAAGUUUCAUGAACAGCUGAGACUGUU
This is a messenger RNA of Guillardia theta CCMP2712, 826 nucleotides long. RefSeq lists its product as hypothetical. The record is from RefSeq and is a predicted model, not a curated record. Bases 9 to 731 code for a protein of 240 amino acids. NCBI's taxonomy places the organism in Eukaryota, Cryptophyceae, Pyrenomonadales, Geminigeraceae. The transcript has 2 exons.